Aphidius gifuensis is the source of this 535-nucleotide messenger RNA. RefSeq lists its product as uncharacterized. The coding region runs from base 11 to 535 and encodes 174 amino acids. NCBI's taxonomy places the organism in Eukaryota, Metazoa, Arthropoda, Insecta, Hymenoptera, Braconidae. The transcript has 3 exons. The record is from RefSeq and is a predicted model, not a curated record.
ACAAAAACAAAUGAUGGAUAAAUUAAUUACAAUUGAACAAAAACUUUUGAUGAAUAAUAUUCGUCAACCUUCUUCAAGACAAGCAUUAUUUCUUAAAAAUUUGUAUUGCAAUACACUUGAAGAAUUUGAUAUACUUGAUGCUCGUCUAGAAGUACAAGAUUUCAAUAAGCAAAUGCAAGAAAAUAUUGUUAAAUUCGUGAAUCCAAGUAUGACAAUUCAGCGGAACAUUUCUGAUGUGUUAAAACAAAUACUCAGUAAAGAUGUAUUGAGCAAAUUCACCGCACAAAAAGCCACCAAAGAUAAAUCAAGAAUCUUCUUGGAGACAAAAAUGUGGCAGUGCAUCGAGAAUGUAUUGAAUCAAGAGUGGGAAGCAGACAGAUUACCGAUUCCGAAAUCGAGAGAACUUUCUCAAGAUCUUGGUGCAGCUAUGAACAGCUCCAGAGAUUGGGGAAAGAAACGCAGGAAAAUAAAUACAAUUCAUGUCGAUGGAAAUGGGACUGCAGUUCAGCAACUUGAAAAUAUUGACAAUAUUUAA